GUUGUUACCAGCUUCUUCUCAGAGCCCCCAGUCUCGAGCCGUAUCGUAAGCUGCAGACAUCGUCAGGUACGAAUCGCAUCAGACACGCAGACAGCAAAAUACUGUUUCCAUCAGACACCCAGAAUACCCAUCAGACACACAGGUACCUGUUGGAAAUCCCAUCAGACACCGGACCCAGACAUCACCACCAUGACCUCCCCCAGGAAGGUGGCCCUCCGCUACCUCGAGUCCCUUGGUGACGACUCCCCCGUCCGCAUGCCCCUACAACCCACCCAGAAGUUCAACUCGCCCGCCAGGCCCAAGGACGAAGAUUUGGAUGCUCUCGCCAAACAACUCAACAUCACGCCCAGUGGUGUCAGUCCCUCCAAAACGGCGCUUCUCCGGACUCGUUUCGAGUCGCCAUCCGUCACUGUGUCGUCCUUCAAGACUCCGCUGAACAAGUCAUCCCUGACGUCCAGCAGCAGGACUGGAUCCCCCAUCAAAAAAGGCAGUCAUGGCAGCAACGCCACCGAACGCCGUGCUCUAGUCGAAAACAAGCCCGAUUUGCACACCAACGAAGGUGCCGAGGACUCUGAGCUGCCCAGCUGGGCCAAAAAGAACUACAAGGACGUUCUUACCCGUCUGCCUGCCAGAAACACGCCAACUGCUCCCAGAAACACGUCUCUUCACCAUGAUACCCCCACCACAAUUGCUCCCUUAAAGCAGCAAAUGAGCACUCCGGCUCCAGCACCCAAGGCCAGGCCGUUUCUCCAGUCUCCCAGCAACAGCACGGCACGGGACUCGCCUGGCUACGAGUACCUCUGUCGGAUCCAGGCCAUCAAGCAAUGGUUGGAACAGGUAUUGGACGAGCCAAUUGCCCAGGAACCGGUCCAGUUGAUCGCCUACAUCCGGAACGGGAUCCAUCUCGCCAAGCUCGCCAACGUCAUCCUUCCCUCCAAGCGCAAUGUGUUCACCAACGACUCAAAGCUCCAGUUCAGACACACUGAGAACAUCAACCGGUUCUUCGGGUUGUUGGACUACAUGAACGUGCCAGACUUGUUCCGGUUCGAGUUGACGGACCUUUAUGACGCCAAAAACGUGCCCAAGGUGUGGUUCUGCUUACACGCCAUGAGCUACAUGCUCAACAAGUCGGACCAAGGCUAUCCACGGAUCCAGAACUUGGUCGACCAGGUCGACUUCGACGACGACGACAUCAGACAGGCCAACAGGGCGUUGGUGGGCUCAGGGUUGCCCAAUUUUGCUAGUGCAGACACUGGCGAUGCCUCCCAGCCUGACAACUCCUACAUGGCCAAAAUGACGGAGUCGCCCACCAGAGCCAUCCCUCGUCCCGUGGAAAAGGCAUCAAGACUGGUGGAGAUCCAGGUCAGCGUCCGUCAGCCAUCGCCACCACCAUCGUUCCCUAAGAAAUUUGUUUCCAGUGCCAUUCAGACCGACGAGAUCAACCCUUUCCGUGUGGACCUCAAUGCUGCCUCCACCAGCAACAGCGUGGGCACCAGUACGUUCUCGUCCAGAUUGCACGAGUACCAGGCGGCUCCACUGUACACGUUCGACGAAGAACCGGUCCAGCUGCGCCAGAAGGCCCCCAAACCCAUUGUCAAUCUUGCGGAAAUCGAUACCAAUACCGCCAAUAUCAUCAAGCUCCAGUCUUUGGCCCGUGGAGCCAACUUCAGGUACAAGAUGUUUGUUGACAAGAUCAUGCUUAAGUCGUUUUCUGACGAGUUGUCGUACCUUCUCUGCAUCAUCCGAGGCAACUUGUCCAGAAGCAGAACCAUCCACAGGCAUAGGGACGAGUUGCUCUACUACAAGACUGAGGUCGUGGAGUUACAAGCCAUGAUCAGGUCGAAAUUGGCCCGCAACAGACGAAACGUCGAUUUUGGUGACUCCCACAACGACAUCCAAAACUUACAGAGUAUCGCCAGAGGCCAUGUGCUCAGAUAUAAGGUCAAACGCGAUCAAAUGGCUCUCUGGAGACAGACAGAUGCCAUCACCGAUCUCCAGUCAGUUGUGAGAAGAAAUAGAGUGUAUCAAUACUCUCGUGUGGUUUUACCACAUCUUUCUAGCAUUGAAGAACUGGUUGUGUCGUUGCAGUCUCUCUGUCGUGGGUAUUUGGCCAAAAACUCCACCAGAUACAUCGGUACAUCUCUCUCGAAGGAUGCUGCCUUGAUCCAAUUCCAGGCAGUUUUGCGUGGUGCAAUUGUCAGAGGAUCCAUCGAAAAGAAAAGAAAGGCAGUGGGAAUUCACCUUCCAGGGCUUCUAGAACUUCAGAGCAUUGCAAGAGGUGGAAUUUCCAGAUCUCAGCUCUGUAAUGACGUGCUCUUGACCCUUCUCUACGAAGAUCAAGUGUUAAAUGAGCUCUACGCGAAGAUCAGAGCCAACAAGCUCAGAAAGCAAGUCCAAAGAACCAAAUUUGCUUUGGAGUUUUACGAGCAAAAGGCCAUCGUUCCAGUACAAACCUUGUUCAGAGGCGUUUUGACCAGAUUCAAGAAAGAAAUCAUGCUUGACGACAUGUAUCAAGAAGUGGACAGUCUCAUUCUGUUCCAGUCAAUCAUAAGAGGAAACAGAAUACGGUACAAUUACAGAGAAAUGAUCAUUUACUACCAUUACAACAUUGAGAAGGUGAUCAAAGCUCAGUCCAUUUUCAGAUCAAAGAUCACCCAACACGCAUACCAUUCUCUUGUUAAUCUGAAAAAUCCUUCGUUGGGCACUAUCUCCAAAUUUGCGUAUCUUUUGACUGAUAACGAUAUCGACUACAGGGAAGAAAUAGAGUUGUCGGAUCUCAAAGACAGAAUCAUCGAAAGCUCGAAGACAAAUGAAGAUUUGGAGAAUCAAAUCGAAAGCUUGGACAUCAAACUUGGAUUGCUUGACAAAAACAAAAUCACCAUUGAAGAAUUCAUGAAGAACAAGAAGAAACCCGCUCUUGGUGGACCCUCGACUUCCCUUGAUAUGGGUGCCAAAACUAUGGACAAACUUAAUAAGAACUCGAGACAACGGAUUGAAUUGUACCAAUCGAUGUUCUACCUUCUCCAGACAAAACCAGCUUAUUUCAUAAGGCUUUUCAAGGCACUUGGUGGCCCUACAAAUGCAGAUGAAGAAAGUAGCAAGACGUUGAAGGAUCUCCAGUCUAUAAUCUUGCUGAUUUUCCCCAUCACCGAUCUUUCUGUCAAUGAACACUCCAGAGAAGAAUACUUCUUCAUCAAAUUCAUCCUCGAUUUGAUGAAGUAUGAUAUUGAGAAUAAUUGCCCAUUAAUCACCGAGAUCACAAAGGCCCAGUCGUGCCACUGGAUUGAAUACUUUUUGAACUUUAACAACCACACCUAUCAAAGACAACACUUGAAGAGCUUAACCGGAGGAGUGAUUGACCAUAUUAUUGAAAAUGAGGAGCUUAGCUUCGAGUCUGAUCCCUGUGAAAUCUACGCUGAAAUUGCUAACAAAGAAAUUAAGGUCGAUGGAUACACUUCCAAGAACAUGGAGGGAAUUACUCCCCAGGUUGCCAUCAAAACUCCUGAAGUAUCGAGCCAAUUUAUUGAAAACUUGAUGAAUUUGAGAGAAAUCUCCACCGAUUUCCUCAACAUAUUGGAUCAGAAUAUCUCCAAAAUUCCCUUGCACGUGAGAUUGAUUUGCAACCAGUGCUACAAGUUGUCCAAGAUCCAAUUCCCAAGCAAGCCAAAUCAGCAACAUUUGGCAGUUGCUGGAGUGGUAUUCAUAAAGCACUACAUCUCCAAUAUUCUUCAAUAUCCUGAAAAUUUCGGGUACUUAGUUAGGGAUCCAUUCAAUCCAUCUAUCAUCAACUCGUUCAAGUGCGGAAAGAACUUGAAAUCGUUGGCCCGUGUGUUGCUCCAGCUCUUUUCCCUCAAGCCAUUUAGUGACAACUUCUUGAAGCCAUUAAAUGACUACUUGACUAGCUCCAGUGACAUUACCAAGCUGAUCAUCUCCCGCUUGAUAGAUGUGGAUGGUCUUGAACAAGAGUACCAGAUGAAUGAUUAUAAUGACAUUAUCAACCACGCCCGUCCUUCGUUGACUAUGAAUGUGUCGAAGAUGAUCGAAGUUGAGAAGUUUAUUAGUGAAAGAAUUGACAUCAUGGCACCCUCGUCUGAUGACCAGCUAUUUGCCAAUAUCACCACCUUGAACAACACCUUGAACACUCUAGAUGACUACAUGACCUUGACCGAGUUUGGUUCUAUCACCUUGAAUCUUAAUCCCACCACAAAGGAAGAUUCUCUAGCCGACUCAAAAUACAGAUCCAUGUUGACACAAGUUAAGAGGUGCGUCAUUUACAUCAUUCGAAUCCAGCAAGGAGAAAACCUUUUGGAGCUUCUCAUUUCAGGUAUUCAGGACCAGCAUGAACAAAAGUUCAAGGAGAUAGUAUCGACCGAAAAGAAGGAAAUCCAACAGUCGAAGAGCAAUGAGAAGAAGAAUCCCUACUACCGUACCUCUUUGGGUGACUUGUCUCUGAUCACCUACCAUGAAUUGAAAAAGAUGGCCUUGAACUUGAUUAUCAAGUUGGAAACCGAAGGACAUGUUACCAGAAAAAAUUGUUACCAAGAUAUUCUUAACAACAUUGCCAUCGAUAUCAAGACCAAGGAUUCGCAAAGAUCCAGCAGAAAGUCCCAGUUGGAGAUCACCCUCAAAGCAAUUGAAAAGUUGUCGGAUAAACAAAAGUUCCUUAGAAAGCAGUUAUCCGAUUACAACAACCACAUUGAGAAGAUUUUAUCGCAGUUGCAAUCCAAGCCCAAGGACAGGAAGAUCUUCAACAUCAUUCCCGUAUUCAGCAAGCAGUACUUCUACCACAGAGAAUUGAGAAAGAGAAACAGGUUGCCCAAGUUUGGCUCCUACAAGUACUCUGCCAAAAAGCUCAUGGAUCAAGGUAUCUUGCUCGACUUUGGAGGGGUCAACUUUGGCUCCAGCAAGUUGGAUCUCAUGUUCAGUUGUAACGAGGUCGGUAAGUUUAUUGUCGAGGUGGCCACCGGAGGCUCGGUUUCGCUUCCAGGAGCAUUCAAUGUCAUCACUUUGGAUGAAUUGUUGAACAUACAAUAUGAAGGCACCGAAAAGAUCGAGAUGUUUGAUGAUUUGCAUAUGGUAUUCCGCAGUGAAACCUUGAUAAGCUUCAUUUUCAGGAAGUUUUACGAUAUUCAUUAGAUAAAAGAGAUAGUGUGAUUCCAAUAAAUAUCAUUUAGAACUAGAA
Messenger RNA from Suhomyces tanzawaensis NRRL Y-17324, 5182 nucleotides. RefSeq names its product Iqg1p (gene IQG1). Gene Ontology annotation, molecular function: GTPase activator activity; calmodulin binding; actin filament binding. The transcript has a single exon. The record is from RefSeq and is a predicted model, not a curated record. Gene Ontology annotation, biological process: mitotic actomyosin contractile ring assembly actin filament organization; regulation of actin cytoskeleton organization; regulation of GTPase activity. Bases 190 to 5136 code for a protein of 1648 amino acids. Gene Ontology annotation, cellular component: cytoplasm; mitotic actomyosin contractile ring. Lineage: Eukaryota; Fungi; Ascomycota; Pichiomycetes; Serinales; Debaryomycetaceae.